AUGUCUAUUCACGAGGCCGCUCCAAUGUUUGAAUUUCACCAUUCUCCGCAAAAUUUCGAUCCUCGAGGAGUCUCAGAAGUCAACUCAGACACCGUCUAUCGCCUAGCGAGCAUGACAAAACUAUUCACUGUCCUCAGCCUACUGAGGAUUGACGGCAUCAACCUCGAAGAUCCUAUCACCAAGUAUCUUCCUGAACUUCGCGAUAUCCACAAGGAGGCAUCGGCACAAGACACAAUCCAUGUUGUCGACUGGGAUAGCAUUACGCUGGAAGCCCUGGCUGCGCAUCAAGGAGGAAUAGGCGCCGACUAUCUUGUAAACUUUCCCGGCGAUUGGACGGCAAAAGGCCUUUUACCAGCCGAUAACACAACGCGACUUCAAUGCUCCGGGUUUUUCGGGCUAAGACCUUGCAAUAGAAAAGAUUUCUUUGACAAUUUUGGCAAACGCCCGCCAGUGUACGCGCCAUUCACAACGCCGGUCUAUUCGAAUAUUGGGACAACUCUGCUGGGUCUUGUCAUCGAGAGUGUAACUAACCACACUUACCAGGACUGGAUCCAGCAGAGUAUCUUCGAUCCAAUCAAGAUGAAUCGAUCUUUCUUGUCAAGCCCGCCAGAGUCGCAGGGGUUCAUCCCCAUUAACAACAUCGAUUGGUCGGUUGAGCUUGGUGUCGAGGCUCCCACUGGCGCGAUAUUCUCAACCAUAUCUGACCUCAUGGCGUUUGGCAAAGCGAUUUUGAGCUACGAGAUGCUCUCCCCUGUGAGGACUCGCAAGUGGAUGAAGCCUUUGGCAUCGACCUCUUCGAUUAGCACCCUCGUCGGUGCCCCGUGGGAAAUCUACAGAACUAAUAACGUAACCAAAGACGGCCGUAUGAUAGAGUUUUAUACGAAAGCUGGAGACCUUUUCUCCUACCACUCUGUUAUCGCUCUGAUUCCGGAUUACGACUUGGUGAUGGUCGCCCUUGUGGGUGGACCCGAAGUGUCUGGCGCGACAACCUACCAACUGAUUGGAGAAGCAUCAACCGCUUUGCUGCCCGUCAUUGAAGCGGCCGGUAAGGCCAAAGCACAUAACCAGUAUGCAGGGACAUAUACCGACCCCUCGACCAACUCGUCUCUUAUACUGUCCCUCGAUGACGGUCCUGGUCUGAGCGUCACAAAAUGGCAAGUUCGUGGAGUGAAUGUAAUUGAAACACCCUUGUUAGGCGAAUCUCCAGCCAUACCGCCACGAGUUCGACUGUACCCCUCGAACCUUUCCACCAGCAACCAAACAGCUUGGAGGGUUUUGUUUGAUGGCAGUGCUGAUGAGGCUGCUGCGGAGGACGCAUUAUAUCCGUGGGAUCAGUUCAGCUGUAGCUCGUGGUCGACGCUCGACAAACUUGUUUAUCAGUUCCAGGCUCAAGAUCUAUUCAUUUUUGGUAUGACAGAGGAGGACGGAGGCGAUUACAAGGCCAUCAAGAUCAAUCUUCCAGCUUACCAAGUGGAACUGGCUCGCGUAGUCGAGUAA
Messenger RNA from Trichoderma asperellum CBS 433.97, 1497 nucleotides. Lineage: Eukaryota; Fungi; Ascomycota; Sordariomycetes; Hypocreales; Hypocreaceae. The record is from RefSeq and is a predicted model, not a curated record.